AGUCUUCAUCAUCGAUCAUCUACGCUUGACUGAUCCAACGAUGUUGAAGCAUGCAGUUCUUCCACCGUCCCUCCUCUUCUUCCCUCGCCACCCCUCCCUCCCCGGCGCUGGAGCCUCCAGCGUCGUACCCUUCAGCCAACAACGGCAAUGGCGGCGCCAGCGCUGCCAGAAUAACAGAGACAAUAACAACAAGGUGCGCCGCGCCGUGUCCUCGUUGUUGGAGCAACCAACCUUCGUGAUCGAGUCGAGACGGGUCACCGGCCUGCUGACGAUAGGAGGAGUGUUUGAGCCAAUGGAGACUACGCAGUCGGGGGAGUCUUUGCGUCGGCCGGCUCUGCAGCUCAUUCUCCUCAGCGAUGACCUUGACCAAACAGGAUGGGAGAAGAAGACGGAGGCGGCGUUAUGCUACGAGCCCAAGAAAGGAACCGGUAGCAUCACAUACGAAGUAAGUUUUAGCGUUCCGGCAAAUUUUGGAGAGAUCGGAGCGGUCGUCGUCCGGAAUGAGCUCGACAUCGAGCUGUUUCUCAAUGACAUCGUUCUCAUGAUCGACGGCGAUAAUUCCGUUCCUCUUCUGUUUGAUUGCAAGUCGUGGUUGCACCCCAAGUUCGUCAGAGUCUUCUUCUCCAGCAACAAGUCUUACCUUCCGUCGAAAACGCCGGCGGGGCUGGUGGGCCUGCGGCAGCAUGAGCUGCAUAUUCUGCGUGGCUCCGGCACUGGCGAGCGGAAGAAGUUCGAGAGGAUCUACGACUACGACGUCUACAAUGACCUGGGAAACCCAGACAGCGACCCCGGGCUGGCUCGGCCCGUCCUCGGUGGCUCUGACGAGUUCCCCUACCCGCGCCGGUGCCGCACAGGCCGGCCACCAACUCGCUCAGAUCGUAAAUCGGAGCAGAGGAGCGCGACCGUGUACGUGCCGAGGGACGAGGGCUUCUCGAAGGUGAAGCAGGAGACGUUGGGGUCGGUGAUACACAAACUACUGCCGUCGGUGGAGACGGCGCUGGUGGACUCGCAGAUGGGCUUCCCUUCCUUCACCGCCAUCGACGAGCUCUUCAACCAGGGCUUUCCGCUGCCGCUCCAAGAUACAACGCACACCUUCCGCACCAUUGUUCCCCGACUCGUGAAGGCGACCACCGCCAGCGCGAAGAAUGUGCUCCUGUUCGAACAACCUGAAAUGAUCGACAGAGAUAAGUUUUCCUGGCUUAAAGACGAAGAAUUUUCCCGGCAGACUUUGGCCGGCUUCAAUCCUCUCAGCAUUCAACUAGUCACCGAAUUUCCAUUGGUAAGCAAGCUCGAUCCAAGCAUUUACGGUCCGCCGGAGUCGCUGAUCACGGCGGAGCUCAUUGAGAGAGAAAUUAAAGGAGUCAUGACCGUCGAUGAGGCGUUGGAGCAGAAGAAGCUCUUCAUUUUGGACUACCAUGAUCUGCUGCUUCCGUUCGUACACAAGGUCCGAGAGCUGGAGGACUCGACGCUCUACGCCUCCCGGACGCUGUUCUUCCUCUCGCCGGAGAGCACCCUGCUGCCGAUCGCCAUCGAGCUCACGCGGCCCGCUUCACCGAAGCAGCCGCAGUGGCGGCAAGUGUUCACUCCCUGCUGGGACGCCACCGGCGCCUGGCUCUGGCGUCUCGCCAAGGCGCACGUCGCGGUCCACGACUCCGGCUACCACCAGCUCGUCUCCCACUGGCUUCGGACUCACUGCUGCGUGGAGCCGUACGUCAUCGCCACCAACCGGCAGCUGAGCCAGAUGCAUCCGAUCUACCGCCUGAUGCACCCCUACUUCCGCUACACCAUGGAGAUCAACGCCUUCGCCCGAGCGACCCUCAUCAACGCCAACGGCAUUAUCGAGCAGACCUUCUCGCUGGGGAAAUACUCCAUGGAGCUUUCCUCCGCCGCCUACGACAAGCUGUGGCGCUUCGACAUGGAGGCUUUGCCCGCCGACCUCAUCCGAAGGGGGAUGGCGGUGGAAGAUCCAGAGGCAGAGCACGGCCUCCGGCUCACCAUCGACGACUACCCCUAUGCCCAGGACGGCCUCCUGAUCUGGUCCGCCAUCGAGCAGUGGGUGGCCGAUUAUGUUGGCCACUACUACCCCUCGCCGGCCGAUGUCGCCGCGGACUCAGAGCUCCAAUCAUGGUGGACGGAGGUUCGCACCAAGGGCCAUGCCGAUAAGCAGCACGAGCCAUGGUGGCCGUCUCUGAACACGCAGGCGGACCUCGUCCGUAUCCUCACCACCAUCAUCUGGGUGGCCUCCGGCCAUCACGCUGCCGUCAACUUCGGGCAGUACCCUUUUGCCGGGUACUUCCCCAACCGCCCCUCCAUCGCGCGAGCAAAAAUGCCGGUGGAGGACGCCAAGGAGGACGACCUGGCGGCGUUCCAGAAGAAACCGGAGGCGGCUCUGUUGCGGUGCUUCCCGUCGGUGAUCCAAGCGACGAAGGUGAUGGCGACCCUGGACGUGCUGUCGGAUCACUCGCCGGACGAGGAGUACUUGGGAAAGGAUGCGGAGGCUGCGUGGACGAAGAACCCGGUGGUGUACGCGGCCUUCGAGCGCUUCAACUGCCGGCUGAGGGAGAUCGAGGCGAUCAUCGAAGGGAGAAACGCCGACCCCACUCUGAAGAACCGGUGCGGCGCCGGAAUCGUGCCGUACCAGCUCCUGAGGCCGUUCUCCGAGCCGGGGGUGACCGGAAUGGGCGUGCCCAAUAGCAUCUCCAUUUGAAGAAUCGCCCUUUGUUUUUCCGUUGCUGGUUUAAGCUUCCAAUAAGUGUAUAACGUAGAAUCUCGUUUCCAAUAAUGUAUGGUCUCCGCCGCCGCCAAAUCUUUCGAUAAAUAUAUAAGCAAGAAGAAGAUAAGAAGUGUGAGCUAGUAUGUGCGAAUAAGUGUAUAACGUAGAAUCUCGUUUCCAAUAAUGUAUGUCUGUUUUCUUUGUAAUUUCCUUCUUGCAAGUUUGUUAUUAUAUUUCUUUCCGUAAUGCUCUUAGUGGCUUUGUUUGAAUAACAUGUUAGUUUAAAAACUUUUCUUA
Molecule: messenger RNA, 3010 nt
Organism: Zingiber officinale
Lineage: Eukaryota; Viridiplantae; Streptophyta; Magnoliopsida; Zingiberales; Zingiberaceae
Product: linoleate 13S-lipoxygenase 2-1, chloroplastic-like
Exons: 9
Coding region: 41-2707 (888 amino acids)
Biological process (GO): lipid oxidation
Molecular function (GO): oxidoreductase activity, acting on single donors with incorporation of molecular oxygen, incorporation of two atoms of oxygen; metal ion binding; protein binding
Source: RefSeq, a predicted model, not a curated record